AUGACACAAGAUUAUUAUAAAUAAAAGAUAGAAUAAUUGACAGAAACUUUAUUAGAUCAAUUUGAAGUAAAAUUGUUUAUUAAUAUAUUGAAUAGUCUUCAUUCAAUAAAUUCGAAAAUUAUCUAGAUUCACUUAUUAAUUCAACUGAUUCAAUAAAUUCUAAUUAUCAACAGAUUGCAUUUCCAUCUGUUAAUGUACCUUAAACUAAUUUUGAGAAUUUAAAUUUUGCUCAAUAAUUAUUUAGAGAAAUUUAACCGUUAAUAAAACAAAAUGUCAACAAUUAAGUUAAGCAUAAAAAGAAACCUAUUUAUUAAGAAUAAAAUUUAUAAAUGUUAGGAGUUAAAUAAAAUAUGACAUUAGAAUUUUAAAAAUUAAAGAUUGAAAAAAUUCAAAAUUAAAUGGAAUAAAAAGUAUCAGAUAAAGAUGUUUUAUUACAAUAAUCAAACAAAAAUAAGUCAUUACUUUAUAAUUAAUCAAAUAGUGAAUUAUUUGAAACGAUUUAAACUAAUAAUCAAUCAAAUUUUUAAUCAUUCACUUAUUAACUAGUCUCAAAAUAUUCAAUUUCAUAAAAUGAAUGUUGUAGAGCAAUAGCUAUAAAUAAAGACUGUUCAAUAGUAUUGGCUGGAUGUGGUAAAGAAAUUAAAGUAUUUGAAUUCAAGUAAGGAUUUAUGAAAUAAAUAUAAAUUUUAAGUGAACAUAAUAAUGAUGUACAUACUUUAAACUUUAUGAAGAAAUCAAAUUAGUUUAUAUCUGGGAGUUAUUAAUCUAUUAUUAUAUGGUAAUAUAAUUAAAAUAAUUUAUGGGUUACCUAAUAGAUAUUAAAUGGACAUAAUAGUUGGAUAUAUUGUUUAAUAUUAAAUAAUAAUGAAGAUUUGAUUAUAUCAGGAGGAUCAGAUAACACAAUUAAAUUUUGGACGAAAAAAAAUGAAUGGACUUGUUAGUAAACAGUUAAAGAUCAUUUUAAUUCUGUAUUUGGAUUAAGUUUAAAUUAAUAGUAAAAUAAAGUGGUAUCUUGUGGAAAUGAUAAAUAAAUAUUAAUAAUUGAACAAUAAAGAUAGAAUAAAGAAUGGAUUGUUAUAUAAAAGAUUACAGUUGAAUUAUCAACAUUACGAGUACGCUUUAUUGAAAAUGAUAUGUUUAUAUUAUCAUAAUGUGGAUAAGAUUAGAUAUCUAUUUUUGAGAUGAAUAGUAUCAAUAAAUAGUUUACAAAGACUAAAGAUAUAGUUGUAAAAUGUGGAUCAGAUGGUUAUUGUUUAUUUCCUUCAUAAUAUAUAAAUUCAAAAUCUAUACUAUUGAUGAAAAAUGGUGAAUAUGUCAAUUUAAUUAAGAAAAAAUAAAAUGGAUAGUAUUUAACUGAAUAAUCUAUUCAUUUUGGUACAAAUGUUUUAUUUGGAGGAAUAAGCGAUGAUGGAGAGUAUUUGAUAACAUGGGAGAACAAAUCGAAAGAAAUACAACUCAGAAGAUACAACGAAUAAUGA
Messenger RNA from Paramecium pentaurelia, 1478 nucleotides. The record is from the annotation of a GenBank genome assembly. NCBI's taxonomy places the organism in Eukaryota, Ciliophora, Oligohymenophorea, Peniculida, Parameciidae.